Messenger RNA from Podarcis muralis (Common wall lizard), 807 nucleotides. RefSeq lists its product as uncharacterized. The record is from RefSeq and is a predicted model, not a curated record. NCBI's taxonomy places the organism in Eukaryota, Metazoa, Chordata, Lepidosauria, Squamata, Lacertidae.
AUGACUUCCCUCAGUGAAGCAAAUGCUAAGUUUGCCACUGACUUCUUCCAUCUGCUGAGAAAAGAACACCCAUGUGGAAAUAUCCUGUUUUCUCCAGUUAAUCUCUCCACUGCCCUUCACCUGCUGCUUUACGGAUCACGGCAUGACACUAAAGCUGAAAUUGAAAAGGUGCUUCAUCAUCUCAGCAAAGCUAAAGAACAUGCAAGAUCAGGAACCGGAAGUGACUCUGAAACAGCAACAAAAAUUGACCAUUUCGGAAGCAAACUAAGCAUAGACCUUUCAAAUUUUUCAAAUGCUCGGACCGCUGCGAGGGAGGCUGGUUGUGAAGCUGAGGAAGGAGCCUCCUCACCUGGAGAAGAUGAGAGACGAGCAGAUGGCAAACUGGAGUUGUCAGUGGCAGAAACCACUGGCGAGCUUGAUUCUGAGGAAGUUUCUCCCUCUUACUUCAUUCCUUGGAGGAAACAUCUCCAGGGAAUGGAAGAGGCUGAAUAUCUAGUUCAAGAACAGUCAUCUCCAAAAGGAAAAGUAUCCCGGAAUCCAUCUACUUCACGUGAAAACCUGGAAGAACCUGUCAAUGAAAACAUGGCAGCCGCAGAAGCAGGUCUCCACACAUCUUCCCAUGCAGCCAGUGAUAAUAUUAGCGCCCUGUUGUCUGAGUUCAGACGCACAGUGAAACAUGCAGACGACAAUGUGCAGGCGUUCAAGGAAUCUUUUGGUAUUUUUAAAGAAUGUUGUGACAAAGUGUGUACAAGCAUGUCAAAUCUGCAAGCUGUUCUAGAAGCCCUAGUUACCAUCCUAAGAGAGUAG